GACUGAUGUGUUGGGAAUGGGAGUGACUGGUGCAUACCGCGUCUGCGGCACAUGGGGGCGCGCAGCGGCCUGAAAAUGUUGCGCGUUCGAGGAAGAAGAAGGAAAAAAAACCACACGCGCUGCGUGAAUAGAGUCUGCGCAAUUCGCUUGUUCUCGUCACUCCGAACUUUCGGGAGAACCACGAAGGAAGGAGGGGAGAACAGCGCCAUUUGCCUGGUCCUGUGCAGUCAGCCAGGCGUGUCUAGUCCCGACUGGCAGCUGGAUCAGGAUCGGCUAGUCGUGGAGGGCGGUGAAUUUGGACUCGGUCUCUGUUUUAGUGGGCCGUCCGAAGCAGCGGUGGAGCAAUGUCAGCCACGUGGCGUGAGGAUGAUGAGGAGCUGAGGGUGGGAGGAGUAAAAGGAGCAUUGAAAGCCAAACCGAGGUUCUCCUUCACUGAGGUCAAGCUGCUGCUGGAGGCGGUGAAGAGGAACAGAUACAUCAUCCUCAGGAAGUUUAACCAAGGUGUGUCGGCUGAAACGAAGAAACAGACAUGGGUCGAGAUCACCAAUCAGAUCAACGGUCUGGGAGAAAAUCACAGAGAGGUGCGUCAGAUCAUGAAGAAGUGGGCAGACCUCAAAUGUGAUGGGAAGCGACGUAUUGCAGCGCUGCGGGGUCCCAACGGCACAACCCUGAGGAAGAAGAAACUGGGCCCCGUGGAGAGGAUGGUCCAUAAGAUACUGAUGAUGAGUCCUAGAGGAGACGGCGACAGCGAUCUGGACCUGGGAGAAGACGACGACUUCUCAAAGAUGUGCAGUAAAGGGCUACCCUGCAACAGUUCCCCCUACUCCUACCUCAGUCUGACAGACGGCACUCACACUUUAUCAGGAGGACCCUCUUUUGACCUUUCACCUCUCUCCUCACCUGAAAAAGAACUUGGCGGAGAUCCUUUCCACUCCUCGUCUGACUUUGACCUGGGUGAUGAUGGAGAACACAUGAUGGAUUUUGAUGAAAACGACGACUCCAUGUUCUCCUACCCUUCCUCCAUCCGGCCACCCCCCACCUCCCUCGAUCCUCUGCCCGAUAACGCCCUGAUGAGGGUGAAGCCCGUCUACACGUACUCCCGAAGCAGCAACGGCCAGAUCCAAACCAUCCAGAACAACUCCUCCUCCAGCAGACCUCCACCCGGACCUUCCUCCUCCUCAGUGGCUUCCACGUCCUCUGGCUUUCCUUUGGCUUCUGAUUCAGAAGCUGCUUCAUCCUCUGUUGUCCCUCCACCAUCACGGUCCCCCAGCACCUCCAACAGACCUGGCUCCACCCUCCCUGCUCCCUCUCCAUUCCCUCCUCCAUCAUCUUCCUCUGCACCUGCUGCAGCCAAUGGGGCUUCCUCUCACCCUCGACCUUCUACCUCAAUUCCACCACCUGCAGCUUCCUCCACUUCUCAAUCCUCCGCUGUCUCAACAGUCACCUCUGCCACUAUUUCUUCUUCUUCUAAAAGCCAGCCUCCUCCCUCCUCCAACUUUCCACGCAGUACUCCCCCCACCUUAGGCUCAAACCUAUCGGACCCCCUCCCAGCUGGAGCGUCCUCACGCAGGUCACACGAGCAGGUCGCCCAGGUGGCGUCUCAAAGCCUGCAGCAGCAGCGGGCCAGCAGGAUGCUCCUGACCUCGGUGUCUCAGUCUCUGGAGACGUUGGCUCAAUCGGUCCAGCUGCUCGUGGAGAGCCAGCAGGAGUUUGUGCAGGAGUCCCUGCAGCUCCAGCGGGAGACCGUGGACAUCCUGAGGGAUUUCUCCAAUACUGCACUAACCAUGCUGAGAGACAAGGCCAGCAGCGGGCAGCUGGCCCACCAUCACCACCGACAUCAUCCCGCCUCGCACUUCUGAAACCCAGCGGGAGAAACGACAGGUUUGAGCAGUGCGAGGAGCUUCUCAUCAGUCGGGAGUCUUUCUGGUCGGUGUUCCUGUUUGUUGGUCUCAGCCGCUGGACACAAAAGCUGCUUUCCACUGGUGACUCGAGCACACGCAGAUUUAGGCCCAGAGCUCAAUUUUAUUUAUGUGCCUAAAUCCUGUUUUGUUUUUUCCCUUUCUCUAGUUUUAUUUGUGUCAAAUUCUAAAAGUUUUCCACACUGUAAUAAUCAGCAUUUCUGAUGGUGCUGAGCUGCUGUAGUCUCACAACCGCCGUGAAUAUUUCCACACAAACCCAGAGUGACCGAGCGCAUUUACAGGAGAUGAUACACUACGUGGUGCAAGGACACAAUCUGCAGUUUGAUAAUACUGCUUCCUGUGUGGACUGGGACAUGAGAGGAGAAUACAGAACACUAACCCUGCAUCUGAUCUCCAGAGCGAGGCUCAAGAGUCACGGCGCUCUUAAACUCAGACUGGCUCCUUUUCAGUUUCCUGAAACACCAGAGGAGUAACACCUGGGGACAGGUGGGACAGGUGCUUCAUGUCUGUAGUAAAUUAGAAUAAAUUGUUGAGCGGAAGGAACCUGUUUUGUUGGGGUUACUGCUGAAUUUCGCUGCUGCUGAUGAAACUUUAGCUGUAAUUGACCAAUAGAUGAACUGAAUCCCUUUUCCUCAUUAAAAACAAACAGUUCUAUUUUGGUAAUCUGUGUAAUCUGCUUACAAAAUGCAUUCAUGCACGAAAUCAGAUAAACUUCACUGUAGACACAAACCAAAAAACACAAACAACAAAUCCAGACCGUGCAGUAUAAUAAAGUACCUAAAACAGGAGGCAGCAGAUAUUAACGACUGAUUCACAAACUGGUUCACUUUAACCCAGUCAGGGUCUAAGCAGCUGUGCAGUUUUCAAUAGUAAGCUCCGCCUUUUAUUGAACAAAGCUAUAAAAUUGCAAAUGUGCAACCUAACAGUAUCCAAAGUGUAUAUUUCCUGACUGUAAACCAUCGUGGGAGGCCUAACUGCUGCAGGUGACCGUGACGUUGCAUCAUAAUGUAAAUGGGAAAAACAAAUGUGGCUUGAGCUGACAGAGUCUCUAAUAUCUUUAUAAAUUUACUUUUGCAGCCUGGGGCACCUUCUUAGUGUGCUUCUUGAAACUAAAAUAAAUCAGAUAUUGUAGCUCUGAAACUUGUGCUGUGGCUCACACGUGAAUUUUUAACUUAUUUGCCUGUUUUAAGGACGGAGAAAAGCAAAGUUUCACGAAACUUUAAGAAGUCCAGUCGCUUUUCUUUCCAGACUCUUUAGAGUAGUGUGACCUGGAUGACUGAGAACCUUCACAGAUAUAAUGCCUUGCACUUAGGGAGGAAUACCCUUCAACUGGAGUAUGAAAAGGAAUCAAGGAAACUAGCGGAUUAUAGAAACCAUCUCCGUUUCAACCUAAGAUACAGACAAAGCAGACUUUUUUCCAAGAGUUUGCACCUUGGAUCCACGGUGAGGGGACACAGAAUGGCGUUGUUUCUGUGGAGAGCACAAAACCAACUUCUAGGUGAAAGGAUGAGGCGGGUCCAUUUCACUAUAGAUGCACUCCACAACAAGAUCAGAUUCUGCAGGAACUCAAAUCAAACCCUUACUCUCUCCUAUGUUAGAAGACAUUUUUGGGUUUGUGGACAAGGCUAAGCUCACAUUUAAGGAAAAGAAAGACAACUCCAAAAAUUCCAUACUUUCCUAACAAAAACUUAUAUUUCCCAGUCUAGACAAUACAAACAAGAACAGGAAGACGUCACAGCGGAGGACAGUCAGGAAAAAUGGGUGAAGAACUUUUCAGGCAGGACUCUCACUGAAGCUGAACAGAAGAUGCUAGCCAAAGGACUCUGUUUUUGCCAUUUCUCCACAACAGCUGCCCGUAGUGGAUGUCAUCACAGCCAAGGAAACCGCCAUAAGGAUUAAUAAAGUAACAACCCCAAGCAGCACAUCAGGGUGAAGGUUUCAGCCACCCUCUCCAGUACAAAAGUUCCUCCAUCUAAACUCACGAUACGAGAAAAGAAGGCAGUCACGUCGCUGAGCAAAGACCAAAUUCAAGAAACUUUAAGAAAUCCAUCCACUUUUCUUUCCAAGCUCCUUAAAGACUGUUUUCUAAAUGCUGGGUGUCCCCUCUGUAAACCUGCACCAGGACGCGGCUGUAGUCCAUUUAUAUUUAAACAAACAGAAGUGGGCUGAGGACAGAACCCUGUGGAACACCUGUCAGAGGUUAAAAGGGGUUACUUUUCAUUAUUGGAGAACAACAUCACGUUUCCCAAUUAGAUAAGAUUUAAACUUAAUUUUUCUAAUAAAAUCCUGCAGUAAGCUUAGAAAAUUCAUAUCAUGGUUUAAUGUGUCAGAUGCCUUUUUAAGAUGGAGAAAAACCACACGAUUGAAGUUGUUCAAUCAGAAGUGACCGUCUCUGUGGAAUAAUGAGCUUUCUGAUUAUUCCACUGAUUCCCACUUUAGAUGCAAAGGUUAGUAAGUUACCAAAAUAUCUGAUGUCUUUAAGAAGGCUUUACUUCCUGUGUCAGGGCACAUUAACGCUGUAGAGACGGUGCCCACAGUGUUUUCGCUGUGGGGUGGUUAUCACCUUUAUCUGUCAUUUAAAAGGUGGAACUGGGAGGCAUCAGCAGCACAGCUGCAGCUUAAACAGGUGAGAACUUGAGCCUCCUCGUGCCAAAGCUCACUUCCUGUUAGACGUCUACUAUCAACUAUUCUUCACUGUAGCCCAGAUUUAAUUUAGAUAACAGGACAGUGGUGACAUCAGUCGUGCCCGGUAUUUAGAUGUUUCCUAUGGAGUUAUUGUGGAUUUAAAUCCCAACUACAAAGAUUUAAACGUCUGAAUGUCUGCAUUUCCAGCCGGUUGUUGGCAGAUGCUGUAAAUCUUAUUUAAUGUAGUUCAAAAUCCUGCUUUCUUUAAACUUUGCAUUCCCAGGGACUGUUGAAACCUUUACUCGAUUUUCUCCUUGACAUAAACCAGUGAAUAGAGUUGAGUUGA
Messenger RNA from Pelmatolapia mariae (spotted tilapia), 4890 nucleotides. RefSeq lists its product as uncharacterized. The transcript is spliced from 7 exons. Lineage: Eukaryota; Metazoa; Chordata; Actinopteri; Cichliformes; Cichlidae. The record is from RefSeq and is a predicted model, not a curated record. Gene Ontology annotation, cellular component: nucleus. Bases 345 to 1859 code for a protein of 504 amino acids.